CCUCUGGUCUAAAAACUGUCUGGAGUUGGAGUCAAACUCUCGCCACAGAUCUCUCAGAGGGUGCGCACAGUUGUCAGUUGUAUGAUGUCUCCUCUUGUUGCCCGCCUGCUUCUCCUUGUGUGCCUGGCGUUGCCUCUUAAUUGCGUGGAAAAGGUGAGAAAUAGAGGAUACCGAAAGGAUCCUGACGCUGACAAGUGCACAGGAAAUGAUGCAGAAAAGCCCAACUGCACUUUACACUCUGGAGAAGGAAGAUCUACUUAUUUGAACAAAAUGUAUGGCAGUUGCAUGCAGGGGCCUCAAGGCAACCCUGGCAGAGAGGGUAACCCUGGAACCAAUGGCAUCCCGGGGACUCCGGGCAUCCCUGGUCGUGACGGGCUCAAAGGUGAGAAAGGCGAGUGCAUUAAUGAGAUCUUCGAGGAGCCAUGGAGGCCCAACUACAAGCAGUGUGCCUGGAACUCCCUGAAUUAUGGGAUUGACCUGGGUAAAGUAGCUGACUGUACGUUCACCAAGCUACGCUCAGACAGCGCCCUCAGAGUCCUCUUCAGUGGUUCCCUCAGACUCAAGUGUAAGAACGCAUGCUGCCAGAGGUGGUACUUCACCUUCAACGGAGCAGAGUGCACGGGGCCCCUGCCCGUAGAGUCCAUCAUCUACUUAGACCAAGGAAGUCCUGAGCUCAACUCAACCAUCAACAUCCACAGAACAUCGUCAGUUGAAGGCCUGUGUGAGGGUGUCAAAGCAGGGUUGGUGGAUGUGGCCGUGUGGGUGGGGACCUGUGCUGACUACCCCAGGGGUGACGCAUCUACAGGGUGGAAUUCAGUAUCCAGAAUUAUCAUUGAGGAACUGCCCAAAUAAAAAUAAAAAAAUAAACAAAAAUUACAUGUAAGGGAGGGACCAGCCCUGCUAGUAUAACAGUAUGUUUUCUGGCCCUCCAAAAUGAUCAGGUAUGGUUGAGAUGUCACAACGGUAACUUGAAUGUUGUUGUUUUGUUUUGUUUUGUUUAAAUACUAUACUAGUUGACAGGCCUAUAAACAAGAAUACUGUGUCAUUGUGUCUACAAGAAAUAAACUUUGUACUGUAGCUUUUCUGCUUGUGGGUGCAGAAACCAUUUAACAGACAUUGUGACACGACCCUGACAGAAUUUAAACUAUGUACUCAUGUGACCUGUUUAUAUUCAUCCUCAUUACUGUUAAUAAAGUAAUCUUUUUUAAAGAAUUUAA
Molecule: messenger RNA, 1217 nt
Organism: Micropterus salmoides (largemouth bass)
Lineage: Eukaryota; Metazoa; Chordata; Actinopteri; Centrarchiformes; Centrarchidae
Product: collagen triple helix repeat-containing protein 1-like
Exons: 5
Coding region: 82-852 (256 amino acids)
Source: RefSeq, a predicted model, not a curated record